AUGGAGAAAAAAAUACGAGAAACAAGAACGUGUGCUUUUGAUGCUCUAGUCCAUUGUUUGCUAACAGGUGCUAUUGAUGAACCUAAUUAUUAUUCAACAUUAGAAAAAGCUGAAAAUAAGUUUUGUAAGUUCAUCAUAGAAUUAAUAAAAACUGGACCAGCUAUAAAAACCAUGAAGUCACGUUUCCUACUAUUGAAAAAUCAUCAUGAAAAUAAGGAAAAUAUAACAGUUCAUUUUGAGAAUGAUAUUGGAUUAUCUGUCACUAAUUAUGAUUUUACUUCUUGCCCUGUGUUCAAUUGGUGCAAAUUGCUUGGACAUUUAAAUAAAGUAUCCAUGCCCAGUGCAUUAUAUUCAAUGAACUGUGAAGCUUGUGGUCAUCAACAUUGGGAUAUGAUUGAAACUUUAAUGGUGAAUUACAAGGUGAUUAGAAAGCUUGGUUAUAUGUCACUGCAAUCAGCAUUGAAGUGGAAUAUCAAGGAUUUUAUGGAGUGUGCAAAUUGUAAAAAACAAGUAAAAGUCAAUUGUCGGCUAACUGAUUACAACCCAGAGACACUUAUUAAAGCAGUUAAAGCAGUUAAAGCAAUUAAAGCAGUUAGAGCUGGUAGUCACGGGAUCAGAGAUCCCAGUGAACUGAUCGAUAUAUUGGUUAAUCAACUGUUAAUAUCAAGUGGUCGUAAAGUAUGUUCGCAUCCGCUCAAUGAUGAGGGGCCCUUUGAUGUUUGUGGUUCACAAUUUUUAUGUGAAAAAUGCAACUCACUAAGAAAAGCUCGAUGUGAUUUUUAA
This is a messenger RNA of Aphidius gifuensis, 783 nucleotides long. RefSeq lists its product as uncharacterized. Lineage: Eukaryota; Metazoa; Arthropoda; Insecta; Hymenoptera; Braconidae. The transcript is spliced from 4 exons. Bases 1 to 783 code for a protein of 260 amino acids. The record is from RefSeq and is a predicted model, not a curated record.